Saccharomyces eubayanus is the source of this 1161-nucleotide messenger RNA. It is a transcript of the gene SUR1, whose product is annotated as mannosylinositol phosphorylceramide synthase catalytic subunit SUR1. Gene Ontology annotation, molecular function: mannosyltransferase activity. The record is from RefSeq and is a predicted model, not a curated record. The coding region runs from base 1 to 1161 and encodes 386 amino acids. The transcript has a single exon. Gene Ontology annotation, biological process: mannosyl-inositol phosphorylceramide biosynthetic process. Lineage: Eukaryota; Fungi; Ascomycota; Saccharomycetes; Saccharomycetales; Saccharomycetaceae.
AUGAGAAAAGAACUAAAAUACCUUAUCUAUUUCAACGUGAUCCUGGUGUUGUUUAUAAUACAGUACACGUUCGAUUUGCUAACGCUGUGUAUUGACRACACUUUCAAAGACGCCAUACUGGAGGAAGACCUGAAUCCUCCGCCCAAUGUUGCCUCCAAGCCCCAGCUAAUCCCUAAGAUUAUCCAUCAGACUUACAAGACAGAAGAAAUCCCGGAGCACUGGAAGGAAGGUAGACAGAAAUGUCUCGACUUGCACCCGGACUACAAGUACAUCCUAUGGACAGAUGAGAUGGCGCACGAAUUUAUCAAGGAAGAGUACCCUUGGUUCCUGGACACUUUUGAGAACUACAAGUACCCCAUCGAACGUGCCGAUGCCAUCCGUUACUUCAUCCUGUCCCACUACGGUGGUAUCUACAUCGACUUGGACGACGGUUGCGAAAGGAAACUAGACCCAUUACUGGCUUUCCCCGCGUUCUUGAGAAAGACCUCCCCCAUGGGUGUCUCGAACGACGUCAUGGGUUCCGUACCCAGACAUCCUUUCUUCUUAAAGGCUCUGAAAUCCCUGAAACACUACGAUAAAUACUGGUUCAUUCCUUACAUAACCAUUAUGGGCUCCACCGGUCCUUUGUUUUUGAGUGUUAUAUGGAAACAAUACAAGAGAUGGGGUAUUCCUAAGAAUGGAACCAUAAGAAUCCUGCAACCUGCUUACUACAAGAUGCAUACCUACUCCUUCUUCUCCAUUUCCAAAGGUUCCUCGUGGCACUUGGAUGACGCCAAGUUAAUGAAAGCAUUGGAGAACCACAUUCUGUCGUGUGUCGUCACCGGGUUUGUCUUUGGCUUUUUCAUCCUAUAUGGGGAAUUUGUAUUUUAUUGCUGGUUAUGUUCAAGAAACUCCAGCAACGUUACCAAGAAUUGGAAGUUCGGCUCUUUCAAAGCCAGGGUCGCUGCAACCCUAAACUCACUAGGACAAAGACUUAAAUCGACCAGGGGCAGUAGCGACACUACAAAUAACACCGCCUCGCUAUCGAGGCAGCAGAAAAGACUAAGAAAGGACUCGAAUACAAACAUGAUGAUACUAAACUCCUCGAGAAACAACAACGAUGUCUACGAUCUAGAGAAAAAUGACCCUUCAAAACACCUGCUAGGAAAUGACGCCACAUAA